GGGAAAUUUACACUUAGCAAGUGUCAAUAAAUUCGGGUAUCAGAAAAUACGUAGUCUAGGAAUUAAAAAAAAAAAAAAAUGUUUGUCAAUAACUACAUCCAAUAACAAAUCCUGUACAUUUUUCUGCUAAAUUUACUAUUAGUCAACAGCUUUGCAGCCAUGGCACGCGGUCAUCAAAAAAUACAAUCGCAAGCAAAGGCCGCUGAAAAACAAGCGAAGAUGAAAAAGCAGCAGGGCCACAGUGCCAACGAUCAAAAGAAAGCAGCACAAAAAGCACUCGUAUAUGUUUGUGUCCUCUGCAAAUCGCAAAUGCCAGAUCCUAAGACUUACAAGCAACAUUUUGAGAAUAAACAUCCGAAAAAUGAUAUGCCUGAGGAGCUGAAAGACCUUUAGCAUUAUUAUUGAACAUUAUCAAAUAUACGGCGAGCUGCAAAAAUAAUAUUUGAAACAAUCAAUAUUAAAAAAAAAUGCAAAAAUAUACUCAAACUUAUCUUUAAAA
This is a messenger RNA of Drosophila mojavensis, 499 nucleotides long. RefSeq names its product zinc finger protein 706. The record is from RefSeq and is a predicted model, not a curated record. The coding region runs from base 160 to 393 and encodes 77 amino acids. The transcript has a single exon. NCBI's taxonomy places the organism in Eukaryota, Metazoa, Arthropoda, Insecta, Diptera, Drosophilidae.